Molecule: messenger RNA, 669 nt
Organism: Cryptomeria japonica (Japanese cedar)
Lineage: Eukaryota; Viridiplantae; Streptophyta; Pinopsida; Cupressales; Cupressaceae
Product: structure-specific endonuclease subunit SLX4-like
Exons: 4
Coding region: 1-669 (222 amino acids)
Source: RefSeq, a predicted model, not a curated record
AUGGUUGGCAAGGUUGAGGAAGUUAGAAAUGAAACUGAAGAAAUAUUGAAAAAGUUCCUAAAGAACAAUCAGGUUCCAAUCAAUGAUGAUGAAUCACAAAAGGAAGGUACUUCUCAUCCAAUAGACCGGGCCCAUAUAACCCUUGAUGCAGAGGACAGUCAAAAUCCUUUGGUUGACCACCCGGAGAUGGUGGAAGGGAAAGUUGAAGAGGCCAAGGAGACACCAAAAGUUGAUACUGUACCAAGUGGUGACACCGAUGCGCAGGUUGAAGAAAAAGAAAAAAUUAAAGAAGAAAUUCAUACUGAGCAGGAACUGAAAAAGGAUGAAGGUAAUGAAGAAGCAGAGAAGGACAAGGACAAAGAGGAGAUACCAGAAAAAGUAGAUAAUGUGCAUAUAUUGGCAGAUACACAGAAUGUACAGAUUGAGGGUACAGUUAAUGUGGAACCAGCAAUAACAGAUACCGCACCAAGUGGCGAAGCCACUGAUGCAGAAGAGGAUACUGUUAAAGAUAAUAAACCAUCAAAGAGAAAGGGAGAGGAAUCCAGCAGGGAACUGGUAGUAAGGCUUAGAAUUGCAGAGAUGGGAGGGCCACCCAUUAGACAUGAACCUAUAUAUCAUGAACUCCUUUCAGAUGGUGACUAUGAACCUUUGUUUCGAGCAAGUGGGUAG